Messenger RNA from Pan troglodytes (chimpanzee), 727 nucleotides. Its product is annotated as high mobility group protein B1-like. NCBI's taxonomy places the organism in Eukaryota, Metazoa, Chordata, Mammalia, Primates, Hominidae. The transcript has a single exon. Gene Ontology annotation, biological process: regulation of transcription by RNA polymerase II. Bases 104 to 727 code for a protein of 207 amino acids. The record is from RefSeq and is a predicted model, not a curated record.
AGCCACUGCAGUACAUUGAGCUCCACAGAGACAGUGCCGGGGCAAGUGAGAGCCGGACGGGCACUGGGUGACUCUGUGCCUCGCUGAGGAAAAAUAACUCAACAUGGGCAAAGGAGACCCUAAGAAGCCGAGAGGCAAAAUGUCAUCAUAUGCAUUUUUUGUGCAAACUUGUCGGGAGGAGUGUAAGAAGAAGCACCCAGAUGCCUCAGUCAGCUUCUCAGAGUUUUCUAAGAAGUGCUCAGAGAGGUGGAAGGCCAUGUCUGCUAAAGAUAAAGGAAAAUUUGAAGAUAUGGCAAAGGUGGACAAGGCCCGUUAUGAAAGAGAAAUGAAAACCUAUAUCCCUCCUAAAGGGGAGACAAAAAAGAAGUUCGAGGAUUCCAAUGCACCCAAGAGGCCUCCUUCGGCCUUUUUGCUGUUCUGCUCUGAGUAUUGCCCAAAAAUCAAAGGAGAGCAUCCUGGCCUGCCUAUUAGUGAUGUUGCAAAGAAACUGGUAGAGAUGUGGAAUAACACUUUUGCAGAUGACAAGCAGCUUUGUGAAAAGAAGGCUGCAAAGCUGAAGGAAAAAUACAAAAAGGAUACAGCUACAUAUCGAGCUAAAGGAAAGCCUGAUGCAGCAAAAAAGGGAGUUGUCAAGGCUGAAAAAAGCAAGAAAAAGAAGGAAGAGGAGGAAGAUAAGGAAGAUGAAGAGGAUGAUGAGGAGAAAGAUGAAGAAGAUGAUGAUGAAUAA